Molecule: messenger RNA, 1696 nt
Organism: Trematosphaeria pertusa
Lineage: Eukaryota; Fungi; Ascomycota; Dothideomycetes; Pleosporales; Trematosphaeriaceae
Product: MFS general substrate transporter
Exons: 2
Coding region: 87-1640 (517 amino acids)
Biological process (GO): tripeptide transport; transmembrane transport; allantoate transport
Cellular component (GO): plasma membrane
Molecular function (GO): dipeptide transmembrane transporter activity; allantoate transmembrane transporter activity
Source: RefSeq, a predicted model, not a curated record
UCAGGUACCUACGCUCUACCCUGAGGCUUUUCGAUACCGGUCUACAUUCGCUCCUUGUCCCCCAGGUUCGUACUUCCGGAACCGCUAUGUCGGAGCUCAAGAACACCGCUUCCAAUCAAAGUGAGGUGCCGAGCGAGCUUGAGAACAGAGCUGGGCAGCAUGGUCAUCAUGCAUCCAAGCUCGAUGCUAUUCAGGAGGAGAACGCCGUUGGCUAUAAGGAGUACCUGGAGGGGCUCGACAUGGAGAUAACUCCCAAGGAGAGCACCCGAGUUCGAUGGAAGAUCGACCUCGUUAUCCUCCCUAUCUUCUUAAUUACCCAAGCGCUUCAGUUUAUGGACAAGACAGCACUUAACUAUGCCAACCUCUUCAACUACCAAAAAGCGCUCGGGUUGAAAGGACAGCAGUUCAACUACCUAUCGGCCAUGGUAUACGCUGGAUACUUCUUCGGGCAAUAUCCUUGCGGAUGGCUGAUAGGACGCUUUCCGGCGCAGCGAGUUCUGGCCAUCAGCUGUCUCCUUUGGGGAGCGAUGGUCUUGAUUCUUACACAAUGCCGGACCUAUUCCUCUGCUCUGGCCGCGCGAUUCAUCAUGGGACUAUUCGAGGCCGCCGUCACUCCUGGAUUGACCCUCAUGACUGGCUUCUGGUAUACCCGGCGGGAGAUUCCUUUGCGCCAGUGCAUUUGGUACAGCUCUUUAGGCUGGGGCGGAAUCGUGGGCUCGUACAUUUCCAUGGGUGUUUCGAAACUCUCGCCGACAAUGAAGCCCGAACGUUGGGAGCUCAUUUUCUUCAUCCUUGGAGGCGUGACGUGCCUGUGGUCUUUUGUCAUCUUCUUCGUGCUUCCGGACGCUCCAUCAAACGCAAGAUUCCUCUCGGAACACGAACGUAUCAUCGCCGUCAAACGGGUUGCUGGCAAUGAGACUGGAAUCAAAAACAAGGCCUUCGACAAGAAGCAAGCCAUCGUCGCUCUCUGGGAUCCUAAGGCUCUGCUUCUCUUCACUUCCGUUUUCGCGGCCGCGAUCCCGAAUGGCGUCGUCAACUCCUUCUCCACCAUCAUCAUCCGCGAUCUGGGCUUCAGUACAACCAAGACCACGGAGCUGAAGAGUGUCGGCGAUGCGGUGCAGAUCAUCGCGCUGUUCAUUGGCGGUGCAAUAACGCUCAAUGUUCCGAACUCGCGUCUCUUGACGGCCACGGCGGCGAAUAUUCUGUGCACGGUAGCUGCCGCCUGCACGGCAUACCUGCCCCGUUCCAACACAUGGGGACGCCUAGUCUCUUUCUGGCUGGUAAAUUCCCAAUCCGUCGGAUUUACUGUGUCCCUAGUGACUAUCUCGUCCAACAUGGCUGGCUACACGCAUCGCGCUAUGGCUAGUGCGAUGGUCUUCACGGCAUACUGCUGGGGGAAUUUUGCAGGCCCCUUUGUUGUCAAGGAAUCCCAGGCGCCAAACUACGGUGGCGCGACGAUUGGUCUCCUUGUCGGAUAUACGAUAAAGCUCGUAUGCCACCUGGCACUGCUCGGCUACCUGUUCUCCAUGAACAGACACCGAGAGAAGAAGUACGGCCCUGCAGACAAGAGGCACAGCGAUGAAGCGGGGAUGCAAGAUUUGACGGAAUUCCAGAACAAGGACUUCAGGUACGUUUUGUGAUGGAUCUGGGGCCGAGCACACAGCGCACGGGGGGCAAUCGGCUUCUGCGAAGGAUG